This is a messenger RNA of Symbiodinium sp. CCMP2592, 1554 nucleotides long. Lineage: Eukaryota; Dinophyceae; Suessiales; Symbiodiniaceae. The record is from the annotation of a GenBank genome assembly.
AUGGCUCCUUUCGACAGUCGGCUGAUCCGAUACUUGGCGGUACUCGGGCCGGAGGCGGCAUCUCUAGAGGAGGAGUUGGAAAGACUCGAGUCCUCAGACGACCUCCCGGACCAAGGAGGCGGUCCUGCCGCUCCAGUGCUGCGGCCGAUCACCCUCGAACGCUUCCCAGAAGAGGACGAUAGCGAAGUGCCACUGAGCCCACUGCUCGCCACACUUCCAGACUUCUGUUUCAAGGAGGGCUUACGCUUGGAGACCGCCAAGCCCAGGGGGUGGAGUCCGGCAUUUGCAUCCUUCGCCUUCACCACCGGCAAGGGCGGACGUCUCUUUGUCGCCUGCCUGAUCGUGCAUGAGCGGGUCCAGUCCAAAUCGUGCCUGUGCUACACGCCCAAGGCGUUCUGCUUGGUCUCGCUUUUCCCGUGUCUGGAGCUGUUUCGAAAUCUGCUUGCUGACUUGGUGCUUGCGGCGCGGUCAGACGACCACCCGCGAGGAGCAUCUCCGCUGCUGAGCCCGGGCAAGGGCGGCUCGCAAACCCGCUUGUCCAAACGUCUCGUCGCCCAAAUCUUCUUCGACCUUCCGGUUCCUGCGAACCAUAGCACCAUGGUCAGCCUCACAGCAGGCCUGCGGGAGGUGACCUUGCUGGAUCCGUCCGGAGCUACCCGCGACUUCUCCUUCAGGCCCUUGGUGGCUUGUCUGUCUGAGAAGAGGUUGGCUCAGCUCUUCGUCCUCGUACUUCUGGAGCGCAAGGUCGUGCUGACCUCAAAGGAGCUUAGCCACGCCUUGCUGGCAGCAGUGCUCGAAGUGCUUCGUGCAUUGAUCUUCCCCUUUGAAUGGGAGCAUACUUACAUUCCGAUCCUGCCGGCAAGCCUCCGAUGGACUUUAGAGAGCCCGGCGCCCUUUCUGAUGGGCGUUCCCGGCGGGCUCUCCCCCAUGGAGAUUCCAGACGAUGUGGUACUGUUCGACCUGGACACUGGGAGAACCAUCCCGGAGAAGCCCCAGAUGCCGCCCAUCCCCAAGUCUGUGGAGCACUGCAUGACUCGCCUGCGCACGGCGCACCAAUGGGAGCAAAGAGAUCCCAACAAGGACUAUUGGAAGAAGUUUCACACCGUUCGCUUUGCCAAUGCCAAAAGCUGGCGCCCUGGAAGUGACACCAAGGCGCCGGAUUCACCGUCGUCCUCUCGCGGACGGCACAGGAGGAGUCUGUCCUCAACCAGCUGCGAAAGUGGCGAAGAAAGUGAUGGGGCUUUAUCUUUGCACAGCUCGGGUCUGCUUAGCGGAUCCCUGGGCCCCGUUUGGAAUGAGGAUCAAGAGCGAAGCUUCAGACAGAAGGUGUCUUCGCUCUUCCUGGAGGCGAUGAUUCUGCUCCUGCAUCGCAGUGAGGCCGUUUCUGAGAGGCUGUCCCCCACCCAAGCACCCGAGGACAAAGCCACCCGCGUCCUGCUUGAGGACCUCUCCCGGACCAACGCCUGGGAGCGCUUCCUGGCGCUGCCGGCGAACCACCCGAGGCGUCAGCUCUUUGAUCAGGCGGUAGGACUGGGCCAGGCUGGCUACCUAUAA